Messenger RNA from Chironomus riparius, 1188 nucleotides. The record is from the annotation of a GenBank genome assembly. Lineage: Eukaryota; Metazoa; Arthropoda; Insecta; Diptera; Chironomidae.
CUAUAAAAAGUCAUGUAAAAUCUAGUGCAGCCUGUCAGAAGUAAAAAGUUCUUUGGAUAGACAUGAAGCAUAUUUUUGUCAUUUUUGUUUUAUUUUGUGGAGCAUAUUCCACUCCAAUCCAACGGACCGUCUUCACCGACUUCAUCGAAUCUGAACGAUGGACAGUCACUAAAGAUGGAGAAGGGCAUAUGCGAUUGAUUGAUUUGAAUCCAAUCGUAGCUGAACCAGAACCAGCAUUCGAUCCGAUCAAUGACAUGUUCUUCCUUCUUUUCACAAGAUCAAAUCCAACUGUUGGACAGAGAAUAACCUUUGAUACUGCAAGCAUUACAAAUUCAAACUUCAGACGAGGUGCUGGAACAAGAUUCUUAAUUCAUGGUUGGACUGCUUCAUCAGAAUCAGGAGAAAAUAUUUUCACUCGUAACGAGUUUUUGGCUCUUGCAGACUAUAAUGUUAUUGUUGUCGACUGGAGUGUCGGUGCAGGAGCAAUCAACUACAUCACUUCAAGAAACCGUGUUGGACCAGCUGGUGAAGUUGUUGGACAAUUUAUUGAUUUCUUAGAUGAACAUGGUUUCGUUUCCCAUGCUCAAGUUCAUGUGAUUGGUAUUUCACUUGGAGCUCAUGUUUCAGGACAUUCAGGCAAGAAUACUCGACGUGGUAGAAUCGCUGUCAUUUUCGGUAAUGACCCAGCUGGUCCAUUAUUUAAUGUCAACAAUCCAGAUCGGCUGGAUAGUGAAGAUGCUGUAUACACUGAAGCUAUGCAUACUAAUGUUGGAGUCUUAGGUUUUGAUCUCCCAAUCACUCAUGCUACAUUCUAUCCAAAUUGGGGUGGAACUCAACCAGGUUGUGGUGCUGAUGUUGGCGGAGGCUGUUCUCAUGGACGAUCAACAAAUCUUUAUUCAGAAUCAAUCAAUAGUGAUCGCUUUAGAGCACGUCAAUGUAAUGGAUAUGAUGAUAUUGUAGCUAGAAAUUGUCCAGGAACUGGUGUGUUUGCUGUUAUGGGUGGCGAUAGUGCUAAGGAUAUUCGUGGAGUCUUCUUUUUAGAAACAAAUGCUCAAUCGCCAUUUGCUAUGGGUUAAAAAUAAACUAUGAAAGUUGAAAAGUUUAUCUUAUCGUGUCAUAUUAUGAAUUAAGUUAUCAUGAUUGAUUAUAAUGAUUAUAAUAAAGACGUGAUAUUUUAAGCUGUCUAUU